AUGACAUCAGUACCAGGCUCCGUCUCCUCCUCAGUGACUUCAACCGCGAGCAACCAGCUUGGGAAGGUCGAUCGAAAGCGACGCGAUAACAUCAACGAAAGGAUUCAGCAGUUGCUCACCAUGAUUCCUAGUGAGUUCUUUCAAGAGUAUUACAAGAGUACGAACGGUUGUGAUUCAGAAAACGGUUCUGGGGAUGCUUCAAGCAGCGCAACACCUAAACCAAAUGCCAGCUCCGCUAAAAUGAAGAGUACGGGAACCAGGGAUGGGAAGCCAAACAAGGGACAAAUUCUAACUCAAGCCGUAGAAUAUAUUAUGUCUCUACAGAAUGACAUCGACACUCGGAAUCGCGAAGAAGUCGAACUCAUUUUAAAGGUCCAGGAACUGAGCAAUGUCACAGGAACAAUUGUCAACGAUAUCAAUCUGGAAAACACUAGUGCAGAGAUCGCUCUCGCUAAGAUCGGUGUGGGCACCUUGGCAGGCGAAGUCCCACCCGAGAGCGAUCAGACAAGACAAGGUUCGCAAAGUUCGCGGCAUCCCGCCGCUCAAUACAAUCCACACAUCAGCAAUUUCGAGUACGGGGGUUAUGCUGAGUAUGGAGACGGCAAUUGA
Molecule: messenger RNA, 609 nt
Organism: Torulaspora globosa
Lineage: Eukaryota; Fungi; Ascomycota; Saccharomycetes; Saccharomycetales; Saccharomycetaceae
Gene: RTG1
Product: Rtg1p
Exons: 1
Coding region: 1-609 (202 amino acids)
Biological process (GO): regulation of transcription by RNA polymerase II
Molecular function (GO): DNA-binding transcription factor activity, RNA polymerase II-specific; protein dimerization activity; RNA polymerase II cis-regulatory region sequence-specific DNA binding
Source: RefSeq, a predicted model, not a curated record